CAAACGACAGUGCCGCGGGAACCCAUUCCAACUGUAUAGGAGCGGAGGGAUAUGUUCAGUCGAAUGUUGCCGGAGCCGACGCUGAACUAGCCGAUCGAUAUGCCUCACAGACGAUAACUCAAUAGCGGUGGAUAGGUGGGAGAGUCUAUGUGUAGCUGAUACAUCGGACAUCCCCUUGUACAGCCACUGACCGAUCGUCAAUUCCAUGAAUAUCUACAUAGCCAAAGCGCUGGCAUCAUCCCCGCGCUGAUCCGACGGUAUUGGAGAAAAUACAGAGCGAGCGGCGUUCAGCAUUAUCACGCUACCUGCCACCCCUCUAGCCUCAGUAAGAGUGAUCGAUGCCUGUGCCACUUGCAUUCUCUCCGUGUGUCUGCCGGGUUUCUAAGAACGGUUAACAUUUCAUUGUACAGUAAAGCUGUUUCUGCUAUUUCUAACAACAGCGAUGGCGUGAUGGUAUAAUGGACAGCAAGCCAUCUGGUAACGACCUUGCUGGGAUGGCAGAGGGAUUUUAGAAGUGAUCGUCUGCUGUGAAGAAAUGGCGGCAAGCUUGUACAGGAGGAAAGACGAAGGUGAGGCUGGACGAACCAUUCCAUGUCGCUUCCUCCGAGUCGCUACAUCAGCGCUGCCGGUACUGAGUUCACAUUCUAUGCCGCGAAUGUGAUGAAGUUGCCACUGAUGUAUCUAUCAAGAUAAUAAGCUCAAUCCUACUGUAACGGCCAUUUUCUCGGAGGCGCGUGGGAAAAGAAGCGAGUGGAAUGAUAUGUCCCAAUUUCCAUGGCGUGAGGCUGUGUUGGGAGGGAUAUAGAUUCCACCACGAUGGUUGUCGACGUUGUUCACAUUGCUGUCUGGGCUGUAUACGCGUGUGUGCAAUUUCUUCUUCUUACUUCCGCCCGUGUAGCGCCUGAUCUACCAAAAAUUGGAUCCUCGUCCUAUCGGCAGGUGCCCCACUAUGAAAACUACCGAUUCCCGGAAGAUUUUAAGCGUUCCCUACGCUCUCAAGGGGAGAUAACCUACUCCACCCUCCCUAGUGCUACCCCAGGGGAUCACCAUUCUGUCCCCACAGCUACUGAAGUCCUUGAGUACAUUGACGAUGUUCAACGAGUUAACGAAUGGUGUGCAAAUAAAAAGGAAAAGUACAAUCCAGUGGAGAAGUAUGUAUUCCCUGCCAAGUCUUUCUCCAAACCCUUCCGGGAACAGAUGAAAAAGGCCGUCGCCUUAUCCAACACGCUCAAUGCUUAUUUCAUGUACCCUGAUGUUAAAAACAGCCAACUGAAUGAAGAUAUAUAUUUUGCCUUAACGCAAUCAGUAGUUGAGAACGACAACAAACUAAUCGGCUGUGGCAUAGCCUUCGACAAGGGACAGAAUCCAUCUAACUCCACACAGUUCUUUCCUUAUACCUACAAACCUGGGAAACAAACAAACAAAGUGGUAGCAUCAGAUCUAGGUAAAAAUUACCUAUACUCGACAACGUCUUGGUUCGGAACGCUUAAACGCAAGAAAACUCAGUCAAAACGUACGACGGAUUUUAUUUUUGCGGAAAAAAGUGAUGUUGGGAAGUACAAGAUUUACGACUACCGCCGGAACUUCACUGUCAAAGUGUCGGAGAAUGACGGGUUUCUGGGCAAACCGUACUUCGACUGUAAACUUCAAAGAUGGGUCAUACAGUAUUCUGUACCAUUCUAUCAAACGUUUGAUAACGAUUCACCAACAUUCAAAGGGGCUGUCCUGUUCGAUAUUGACCUCUUAAGCUUAGAGAUCAACCAGUGUGCUAACGACGACUCACUAUUUGCAAACACACACACUUGUCGCCCUCCCACUGCUAAAUGUGUUCAUAUUCCUGGAAACGGACUAAGAUGGGCCAGCUACCGUUGUGAGUGCAGUCAGGAGGCCUGUGACCAAAUAGACGAGAACGAUAAAAACUUAGACGGAAAGCUUAUGGAGAAAACAUAUCUGUUCAGGAAUGUGUCAGACAACCACACACAGGAUCAAUGUCUUCCUUGCAUAGCUGUGUACAAUAUUCUACUUCGCGGAAUACCGCUUGGAAUACAGAGUUUUUGCAUGACAAUAGCAUUGGUCAUUGGCAUCGUUAUAGUGAGGUUAAGAAAAACCAAGGUGAUGCGCUCCAGUAUGUGGAUUUUACUAGAGAUGAUAUUAGUGGGAGCCCUUCUCUUAUACGCAACAGUGGUAAUACAGUACUUCGAACCUACGACGCUAACAUGUAUAAUGGUCCCUUGGUUUAGAGAGUGUGGAUUUGCUAUAGUGUAUGGGGCCCUAGUAUUAAAAGUAUACAGAAUAUUAGCCGAAUUCCAGUCCCGAAAAGCCCAUCGAGUGCACGUGAGGGACAAAGACUUGUUGAAGUAUCUGACCGUCAUCAUCAUUGUGGUGAUAGGCUACAUGGCAGCAUGGACGGCCGUCAACGUGGACCACUUGUCCGAGAACGCCACACUCCUGGCCGUGGGCAAGACAGAGGACCAACUCACAUACACCAUGUGCAAGUCACAUUGGUGGGAUUACGUCAUAGAGCUUUCUGAGUUUCUGUUCCUGUGUUUUGGUGUCUACCUCUGUUACUGCGUGCGAUCUGCCCCCUCGGACUACUCUGAGAGAAGGUGUAUCUCGGUAGCCAUCUGCUAUGAAGCUUUCUUCUCUACUAUAUUUUAUAUACUUAAGCAUCUGUGGUGGUAUACCCUUCACCCCGACUAUAUGUUCCUCAUGUCCUUUCUGCGCUGUCAGCUUACAGUCACCGUUGUUUUACUGCUUAUAUUAGGGCCAAAGUUGUGGUAUGCACAUCGACCGUUAGACGAUGAUCAUAUGCGGAAUCGAGCGUACUCACAGUCAGACGUGCAGGACAGCAUUGCCCCGGAGACCAUGAAGCUCAACGUGGGCAUAUCCUCCAACGGAGACGUUGAUGUAGGGGAGAUAAGUCUUGCUGAGAUGGACCCAGAAGACAUCCGGGCGGAACUCAAACGGUUAUAUACACAACUUCAAAUAUACAAAACUAAAGCCAUGCGGAAGGACAACCCACACAUUUCUAAGAGAAGAGGGGGAAGGAAACAGACGCAUCGUCGUUUUUCUCUUCAAGCGUUUCAUCACAAGCAUCGCCAUCAUCACGAUCAUUCGGAGCACGAGCAUGAGAUGUCGAAAACUCCCGAAGAGUCUACGAACAGUGCCGAGGCUAUGGCAUUGACGAUGGAGGAAAGAAGUCGCGGUGAAGACAGUCAUGAAGGAAGAUCGGGCCCUUCCGUAUCUUUUAAACCUGGACAUAAGUAAGCAUGAAUACUCGGAUCUGUGCAUCGGAACUUGCCGGAAUACUCGGGAAAUUUCGUCUUGCCGAAUAUUUCCUUGUUGGGAAUGUUGACGUGAUUUUAAAACUGCCAACAAUCGGAAGAACACGGGAAUUCCGUAUCAUAUGAAUUUCCCAUUAUUGAAGAUUUCUGGAGAUAUGGGAUUGGGUAUUACAUUACUUGUAAUUCCACUGUUGUCAUGUGGAAUAUAUUUGUCGUUCUUUUUCGUUUAGAUGAUGAUACUUAACUGUACUGUAUACUUCUGGAUGAUGGCCUCGUGACGAGAGGGCAGUCUCGCAGACACAUGGGCGUAUGCCCCAUAAGAUUUUUAAAAAUCAGGCCUCAUCACGUAAAUAUUGUUGAGAAGACACGAGAGUGAAAUUGCCCCAGGGUUUCAUCUAAACCGAAAUUUGUUGACUGAAAACGAAGCCUUCUCUUAACCAUUCGCCAUUUCAUGCCAUUUCAACUUUGUUGCAUCAAAAUGGCGAUGUUUGCUGUUUGGAACUGUACUUGUUAUUGUAAUGUUUAUACAUAAAGAAGCAUAUUGGAGGUGUUCAUUUACCUUGUUGUAUUGUUAGAUUGCUAUGUUUCAUAUGUAGCGCAGUGAAAUGUAAAACAUGAUUGUCACAAUAUGUUACGGUGUGUGGGUAUUUUACUAUAUUCUGAAAAUGACCAUUAUACUUCCUUCAUUGCAUAUUUCAUCCCAAAUGACCUUGUCAGAAAAUGAGGUCUAGUACCAAAACUUCAUUACAUCGCUUUGAUAGUUUCAUAUACUCAUGUAUAAUGAUUUAAUGCUAUCCAUAUUACUGCUGGUCUUGGCCGAGCUGGUGGGUUAUACCCACUCACGAUAAGGGAUGUGUUGUUUUGCUUACUAGCCCCAAACAUGUACACGUAACUGGAAUUGUCCGUCAUGCCGUGUAAGUUCGUAGUGGUUCCUAAACGUGCUAAAUGUGCCAAAAUUUAGUUGGUCUAGUUUGUCCUCCAAUGUGUUUGUUUAUGUCCAUACCAUCAACGUUGAAUUAUGAAAAGAGGAACAUUUUGUGCGGUAAAUAAAUAUACCCUUUCUUAUGGGAAAAGGGCGUAUUUACUUACGUAUCCAUGAUUGUUACGUAACCAUUUCCAUUCAAACUGAUAUAUCUAGUAUCGUUCUUCUUUUUAUAUUUCGUUUCUCAUAUUUUCUUGUCCAACAGUCGUAUGAUGACAAACUUGGAUCGUGAAUCACCCAUGACAAGUUGUUAUAUAUAGACAUAUGUGUGCUUUUGUGCUCAAUCGACAGGUACGAAUAUGUCAGAGGCCGAUGAACUGAAACAUCUCCUUCAGGGUUAUGCUGUCUCAUCCUAAACCCUGAAGCAUUUUGAUGUUUUAUAGGUUUUGAUACGAGUAGGGGCUAUAACAGAUUUCAGGAUACAUGUUCUUGUUCUGGGCUUUGCUGUCUCACUUACAUGCCCAGAGUGAGACCAUGUAUCAGGAACUUUUGUAAAGAAAGAAUUUGCGAAAAAAAUUCUCUUUCAGGGCUAUGCUGUCUCGUUUACUAGCCCUGGAUGGGCAUUAUGUAUCGUGAACUUCGUACAUGAUUGACAAGCAUUUUGGUGACAGGUUCUUUCGUAUGGGGCCAUGCUGUCUCACUUACCAGCCCUGAACGAAAUUACGUGUCAUUAAUAUAUGCCAGAAAUUGUAAUUUGUAGACACAUCAUUACCUUCAGGGCCAUGCUGUCUCACUUACCAGCCCUGGAGGUGUAUUUUGUAUCUUCAUUUACCAUUUCUGUUGUUUUUAGAAUGAGCUAUGGUCCCUACUCCUAAGCAAAUCGAAACGUGUUUUGACUUGACGACAUGUAGUGUCUGAGGUAUUGAAUAUGAUAACACGACUCUUUGGUGACGGGAAACUGUUCCGUUGUCCCGAUCGUGUUGAGAUGUUGGUAUCCAUGGUAGGGGCCACGCUGUAUCCCAAAUAAGCCCCAUCUCAUGACAAGCUGGAAACUUUGUCACAUUUUAGUUCUAUUUCUGUGACUGGAAAUACAUAUGUGGUUAACACAGGAGAUGAUACUUUGGGUAGCCUACAUUCCAUUAAAGACAAUGGAAUUCGGAUGAAAAUGACAAUCCUUGUGCGAUCCUUAAUGCUUUCAACAUGUUAAUUAUCAAAGGGAACAACCUCGGAUACACGUUGGACCCGAGAGGGAACGACAACCUCCAUGUGGGUGAGGUUGUCAUGUCACGUUACUGGUGGACCCAUGUUCAGGGCAAAGUCGCCUUUAUAAUCAGCCCAGAUCGUGCACCUUUAGCAUGGUCAAAUUCUGCUCAUGAGCAAGAAAACGAUCUUGGUUUGAUUCUUCUGACUUGGAACAUGGCUGUGGUGUGAUACUAUAGAUUUAUAGUGUUAGACAUGGUUGGGGCAGUGCUGUCGCGCUAGUCAGCGCAGAUCGAAACAGAGCGUACGCAUGCAUCUGGUGCAGGUACGUCUACAGACUCCAAAUAACACGAAUAUACACUAAAAUGUGACCCAGUUACAAAUUGUCAUUAGCCCCAAACAGGUAUAUUAAUUGUGACCCACGCGUGGAAUUUUGGGGAAGGAUAACAUUGUUUAGUCUGGUCAUGGGUAAUAAUUUUGGUUACGCGACACUGUCGACUGGUAACUCCUGUUUCUACCCGCAGCGAGCCUUGUGCUAAACCUUUGUAGACAGGAGACCAGUUUGAACCUUAUGUCAAGAGAGUCAUUCUGCCGUCGAGGAAGGUUAAGCCUGAAUUCAACAUAGUAUAUCCAGGUUCCGGGCUGAGCUGUCUCGAAUACCAGCCGCGAAAUGUGUAUAUAUUGUCUUGACUUCUGAUAAUGUAUUGACAUCUGUUGACUCCUGUUUGUUUAUGGUCUCGGUGUUGUUUUUAUCCUCAUCUUGUUGUCAUGGUGAUUUUAUAAAGUUCCCAUCAUACGAAAGUACUCCUCGGACAUCCUUUUAAUGACCAUGUAAAUUCUAAGAGAAAUAUUAUUACCUAUGUACAUACUACUGAAACCAUAAUUUGAAACUGAAUUAUCUAGCCUUUCUAGCUAACGUAUCUAGUGAGUGUAUAUCAAUGCCUUUAUUUUCCUGUAAAUAGCUGUAGUUUUCGCAGGGUCCAAAAAGAAAGGUUUAAUGCAAUUCUUAUCGUACGUGUGAUUUUAACAACGGACCCUACUGACUGUCGUUUUCAUUUCAUAGAAAACCAUAAACAAGUCUAUUAUAUUGAGAUUGUGUAUACCAUGUUCAUCUGUGUUAACGUUGCAAGCAAGGAUAACAUUUCACUGCAUAGAAUACAAGCAUUAUUACUGUGGUGAGUACAUCAUUGAAUGUCGCGCUUUUGUGGUGUUUAUUUCGAGUUCCAUAGGUUCUGCGAUAAGUUUUCAAAAAGGAAAUAAUGCAUUUACAUCGCGUCGCCAAUCAUUCUAAACUCCAGCUCUAUAAUCAGUGUAUCUGGAAAAAUGAAAAGAUACAUAUUUCAUAUUCAACUAUCUCUAGUAUAUGCGUUGAUCUUCAGACAUAAGUAUUCGCUGGUUCAGCGUUGAAUGAUGAUUUAAUUCCACAUCUCCUUCACUGGUUUACGUCUUGCCAGAGAUGGAGCCGCGCUGGUGUCCCGUUUACAAAAUGACAGACCCAUACGACGUUUUAAAUAGCUGUUGUUUGCGAAAUAAAAUUUGGAUCCCGAAAUCUCUGAGGGUUUACAUACGGCAGAUGUUGUACAUAAUCAUUUCUAAGGUCUUUCACAGUUAUUCUAGACUAUUUGUCCAAAGCUGAUCUAUAUGCUCAGCCACGUGAAUAUGAUUUUAUUUUAUUUAUAUUCGUAUGUAUUUAGUUGAAUUUGAAAUAGUUUAUUGAACUUAUUCAUGAAUCUAUUUAUUGGAUAAUGUUAUCUGUUUUGUUUUUCUUUUAAGACUUUACUAUGGUUCCUAAUUCCUAGGAAGAUAUUGAUGUAAUACAAGUCCAAGGAGGGCUCCAGUUGGUGGACAAUUAGGACGGGACGACACGGGCGAUAACUCCGAAAGUUUACUUUUGAAACUAUAACAUACGGCGUAUAUAUUCUGAAUGAUAUGGCACAAAAUUAGAAAUAUUUCAUACCAGCACACUCAUAACAUCGUGAUAUAUUCAUAUUUUCGUCUUAUUUUAGAUAAAUAAUGCCAAAAUAUAAAAAAGAUGAGCAAAAAUAUUUUUGAAAACAGAAAACUCAUCGUCAGAUGCCAAAAGUUGUCAAUUUCAUACAGAUAACCUAGUUUCAGUGUAAACGCCACACAUGGUAUUGCAAUCAAUCAAAUUAGAUACGCGGGUAAUAACCGGACUUUGAUGAUUUUUCUGAUGGGGGCUGUGCUGUCUCGCUUACCUGCCCUUAUCCAGUAUAUCUCAUGAAGUUCUGGUCGUGCUUAUCACGUGAUUUAUCAUCGAGAGGUUGUAUGCUUCUUCAAUCUGUGUAAAUAACAUGUUCCUUUCUUGAGUGUCAUUAGAUUUCAUUCUUUCAAGGUGUCAGCGACAUGGCAUAGCUUGUGCAUUUUCAGCCAUAAAUUAUUUUGUCCAGGACAUUUUGUCAGCCGGGGUUGAAAUUUCCUACACACCGGUACAUUACAACGAUGACGAAUCACGUGACCUGCCAAAAUGGUCACGAGCCAAUUAGAAUCGCCAGCUAGAUCUGUUAACGUUUCAUUUUCAUGCCAUUGCAAAACUGUUCUAACUAUUGCACAGUAUGUAGCCAUGCAAGGAGAAUAUGUAACGAUUUGUAAUAAAAUUGUAAAUUGUCA
Molecule: messenger RNA, 8034 nt
Organism: Haliotis rubra (blacklip abalone)
Lineage: Eukaryota; Metazoa; Mollusca; Gastropoda; Lepetellida; Haliotidae
Product: probable G-protein coupled receptor 158
Exons: 10
Coding region: 817-3267 (816 amino acids)
Biological process (GO): G protein-coupled receptor signaling pathway
Cellular component (GO): membrane
Molecular function (GO): G protein-coupled receptor activity
Source: RefSeq, a predicted model, not a curated record